Alternaria atra is the source of this 1611-nucleotide messenger RNA. RefSeq lists its product as uncharacterized. Bases 1 to 1611 code for a protein of 536 amino acids. Lineage: Eukaryota; Fungi; Ascomycota; Dothideomycetes; Pleosporales; Pleosporaceae. The record is from RefSeq and is a predicted model, not a curated record. The transcript has 4 exons.
AUGGCGUACAGGAGGCCUUCUGCUUCACGGUCACACUCAUCAAGCGGUAGCAGCGCAGACCUACCUGAACUAACGGCGCUGAACCCAACGACGACCUUGCCACAGACCCAAUUCGAUAUCUUCCCGAAUGUCACCACCGUUUCAGCUAGACCAGUGAACAUCUCCCAGUCUGAUGCCAUGACGUCCAACCUAGGCCCCUCGAAUGACGUCGUUGCCGAGUUUCAAGUCCGGACGCCUCAGCCGAUCCUCACUACAGCCCUCAUCAAGGCCGACUACACCUGCAUGACAAACAACGCUGUUACCCCGCUCUUAGAGUGCAUCUGGAAAUACAGCUCUAGGCACGCCUUUCUUCCCGCCACGCCCAUCGAGCUAGCUGCUGGCCACCGUUACUGGCUGUCAAACAAGCUCUUAGCCGACGAGUGGAUGAUGAUCUUCCUAUUCGUCCCCGGGCUGCUUGACUCUGCACCCCCGGAGGUAAGGGCUGCUUUCGACAACCAGGUUUACAACCUUGGAACGUUAUCGGAAAUUGGCCUAGGUAGCUUUGCGGAUGUCAUGGAACAAGAGGACUACACCUUCACACCUCCCAGUGGGUUUCGGUCUACACAGUUCACAAGACAGCCUUUUCAACAUGGCUUCCCGCCCGUUCAGUCUACUCAACAUGUACCCCAAGGACGUAUGCAGCUAGCAUCGGCUUCAGCUCCAGGCCUUCCUUCAGGUAUAUCCUCUAUAUCUAGUGUAUCGGUGUUCCCUUUGCAGUCUGUGCCCAGUGGAGCAGCUGCAUUCGAGCAAAACCCAGCGGCUCCGCCAAUCUUUCAUCAGCUGCUCCGGGCACAGGGUAUCACUGACUCUGGGUUCCGACCGGGGAGUGUACUUCCAAAAGAUAACGUAAACAAGGCCUGGAGUGCUGAGCGCAUCCGUGCAUUUGUCGAGAUUCAGCAUAAAAGCAUCAACCAGCUGCCCCCUACCGCCUUCUCCUCUUACGGGACUGAGAUGUCUAACUUCCGAACGCCUGAAUCGAUCGAUGUGACCUGCUGUCCUUUCGAAACAUCACUCGAAGAGAACUUUACAUACUUUUCGAACAUAUGCACGCUCAAUCGAGAGAUAUGUGUCCGUGCGAGCAAGCACUGGCAACCCAUGGACAUAGCUCGCUACAUCAAUUAUGCCCAUGAUUUGCAAACGCCGGGAGUCUUUGGGCGCUCGAAAAUCGGACAUCACUUCGCCAACGCUAAGGUGUGGGCUGAAGCCCAUCCUGACCAUGUCCCCGCUGCCUCCUUGCGAAAUAUCAGCACAGACAGUGGGGUGCGUGGCAAGAACAGAAUCCUGCAUGACUACUUCCUUUAUAGUAUGGGGGAUGGAGUGGUUCGCUCGCCUCACGGAUCCAAGAGGCAGAUGUUGACACGCGUGAUCGAACACAUUCGAAAUGUGACCGGCGAUCGGAGUGUUCGGUUGAGCGAGGCUGCUGCGUACGCACAGAAAUGGGGUAUCACUGUACCAGCGCAUGAGCAGAUGGACUUCACAAACUUGGCUGUGGAGGAUCAGCUCCCGUCGACCGCGUUCCUUGCGAUGAUCAAGGCCGAUUACCAGCAUAAGUUCCCUGGUAAGGACCCAUAG